AAAAGGUCAACCUCAGACCUUGGUGGCCAAGAGAACAAGGCCAAAAAUAAAAAUAAAAUAAAAUACAGUACAAUACAAUACAACGUAAUCGAAUAACACAGAACUUGACGGCUUCCGGUCAACGAAUUGAGGAGAAAAUAUAUAUAGUCCUAGCGAUUAUGAUAACGAUUUAAAGAAUACUACGAUAGGGCUCCACGCGUCUUUGAUCCUGGGGGGCAUCUUGCGCAUUACUACCGUCGCGAUAAUUCAUUCCUUCGACGGCAGAUCCGAAAACAUAGAAGAAUAUUGGCUGGGUUUCUAAGGAGUGGGAGUUGGGCAUAAUGCCUCCAAAUAAUACCUAUGGUUCCAAUAAUUCAUCAAGUCCUCCUCAAUCGAUACCUUUACGAGAUUUAACCCGACCACCCGAUCCCGCAGAUUUAGGAGAUUUAAGAGAUGAAGCGCGGCCACUCACACGAGGGAGGAGUUUUCUGGGGGGUGGAGGCGUUCGUCCGAUGAGUAGCAGCACAAAUGCCGGCACCGGGUACGAAAGGCUAGAAGAUUUCUCUCCUAGUCCAGCGGACAGAUCACAGCGAACAGAUGGCUCGGCGGUGCCUUUGAGACUACAAGUACCUGUUGGAAGAGGACGUGAAGAUGACACACAAACACCUACCUCGCCGAUGGGAAACCCCGCAGAUUUUCAAGCCGCAAUGGGAUUCGCUGGCUUGAAUGUACCGGACAUCAGUCUAUCUCAUGCUCCCAGAGAAAGGUCCAUGUCUUUUGGAUCUGAACACUCUCUUACGCCUUAUGUAAAUUCUUAUGAGGACGUGGGGGAUAACGAUAAUUCUUAUUUUCCUUCCGAUUCUGAUCAGAUACCCUUGACGGAUUCGAACCACCUUCAACCAAUGAGCGGGGCACAACCUACUACUCCAGAUGGCCAGCGAAACGAUAGAUCCAGCUUUCAAUCCAUCAGCUUCCACUCACCAGGAUCAGAUUACAGAGGGUCUAGGCUAGGUGAUGAUCUUCCGCAUGCGGAAGCAGGUCUCUCAUCAUUUGGCACAAGGGCGAGAUCGCAAAGUUAUGGAGCCAGUCUGUCACCCACUGGGAAUAGAUCUAGAUCUCCAUCCAGCGCAGGGGCACUAUCCAGAGCUGGAUCGAUGGUGAGGGCUAUGUCACAACGUGUGGUUAAUCUCAGUGGUGAAGCUGAGCUUAUCGAAGAAAGUGCUAGAAGACAGGCACAUAGUAUCGAGGAACCAAUUAUGCCUUCACGUAGAUCAUACGAACCUAAUGUUGAAGAUACAGCUUACCGGCCGAAUACCAUGCUUCAUCCAUUUGAAAAGACUCCGGGAAGGACUUUGGAUGGACCUGGAACGGAUCAAUGGCAAGCACAGGCUGCUCCUAACCCUCUCAGAGGAAAGACCCUGGGCGUGUUUUCACCGGACAACAAGAUUCGAUUAAAACUUUGUGACCUUUUGGUUUAUCCGGUCACUGAACCAGCGAUUCUGGUAUUAAUCGUCAUACAGACCAUUCUCCUUGCCGUGGAUGCCGCCCCUUCUGUUUAUACUCACCCUCGGCGCGCUGACUGGGGCUCUAAAACGGACUAUGCUCUGCUGGGUCUUUUUACAAUUUUCACCCUGGAAUUAAUAGCACGUAUUAUUGUGUCUGGGUUUGUCGCCAACGCAGCUGAAUACAGCACCAUAGACCGCCAGCGUGGAGCUAGAGCGGCAAUUGUGGACAAGUAUCGAGCCAUAUUCGCGCCUCAGCGAAAAUCAUCUGUCAGAAGAGCACGUGCAUCAUCAUCUUCUGAGGAGACCACAAAUACACAACGACCUAUUGUCAAUACCUUCGCUCAUAUGCAAGCAAUGACCAGCACUGUUGAGCAAGCUCAACGGCUGCAAUUGGCCAGGAGAGCGUUCCUCAGACAUUCGUUCAAUCGACUCGACUUCCUAGCGGUUGUAUCUUAUUGGGUGGCGUUUGUCCUCAGCAUUCUUGGGGUGGAACAUACCUACCAUCUAUAUGUAUUCCGCAUGUUGAGUUGCUUACGUAUCCUUCGGUUGCUUGCACUUACGAGCGGUACUGCUGUAAGUUAUGUAUUGUUCUCGCUUCAUCUGCAUUUCUAACCACUACCUAGAUAAUUCUUCGAAGUUUGAAAAAAGCAACUCCUUUGCUACUCAACGUGUCUUUCCUCAUCGGCUUCUUCUGGCUCCUGUUUGCCAUUAUUGGUAUACAGAGUUUUAAAGGUAGUCUCGAUCGUCAGUGCGUAUGGAUUGAUCCCGAUGACAUCCAAAAUACCAAUAAUACAGCAUUUAUCAAUAGCCUUCAAUAUUGCGGAGGACAGUUUAAUAAGGACAACUCGUCCCAUGACCCCUGGAUGGUAUCCAGUUCGUCCAAUCCUCUCUACCCUUUAAUCCCUGGUACCGCUUCGUCUAAAGGUUACUUGUGCCCUGAAGGAUCUUAUUGUGUUCAACUUCCUCCCGACCUACUUCCUUUCAAUGGCACAGCGACCUUUGACAACAUAGGGCAGUCUUUGGAACUUGUAUUCGUUAUCAUGACAGGUAACACGUUUACCGACCUCAUGUAUUACACCACAGACUCCGACUAUCUUGCAGCCGCAAUCUUCUUUGCCGGCGGGAUUGUCAUUAUGAUGCUCUGGCUCAUGAACUUGUUAAUAGCCGUCAUUACUUCAUCUUUUCUGGUUAUUAGAGGGGAGGGUAAAGCAAGUGCGUUUGCUGCCCAAGCUGACGAUGAUCAUCGCGACACGAGUGCAGAUAUACUACGACCGGUGAGUAAGCUAAAGCAGAUGUACGACAAAACCUAUUGGCUGUGGAUUUUGAUUAUCGUCUAUGGCCUCGUAGUUCAAGCUCUCCGGAGUGCUAAUAUGUCAGACUCUCGUGCAAGAUUCAUCGAUAUCUCGGAGAUUGCGGUGACAUUUCUGUUGCUAAUUGAUAUCGCUUUGCGAUUCGCUUCCGAUUGGCGGGACUUCCACAAAAACAAGAGAAACCUAUUUGACUUGGGACUUGCGAUCAUUACGACGGUCAUUUUAGUGCCGCCCAUUCGAAAUUCAGGCCAACCUUAUGCUUGGCUCACCCUGUUUCAAAUCCUCAGAAUCUAUCGGGUUGUCAUGGGCGUCGAAAUAACGAGAUCCUUGAUCAUGUUGGUAUUGGGGAAUGCAAGUGGUAUUGGGAAUCUUGUCCUCUUCGUUUUUCUCAUUACUUUCUUGGUUGCUAUAUUCGCUGUUCAGCUGUUCCGUGGUGAUAUCCCGGCACAGGAUGCCGGGGGAAAUACUAUUACAGUUACUUUUGCCACAAUAUUCAACUCUUUCCUGGGCUUAUAUCAGAUCCUAUCGAGUGAAAACUGGACCGAUAUACUCUAUAAUGUCACCGGCAUAAAUAAUUCACGCAAUACUGGCUGGAUCGGAGCAACAUUUCUCAUUGGAUGGUUCAUUCUCGCCAACUUCAUUCUGGUGAAUAUGUUCAUAGCUGUCAUUCAAGAGAAUUUCGACGUUUCAGAAGACGAAAAGCGUAUGCAACAAGUGAAGGCUUUUCUCACCAGGAAAGAGGUUGAUACCUCUUCUAGCAACCUUGCAUUAUCGUCCAUUCUUCGGUUUGGUCGAUCUAAAGCGAAAAAAGAUCCUCUAGAUUAUGGACCAGCAACAAUGGAAAUGUUACUGAAGGAUGCAGUUGUGAAAGACUUUCUCGAUGACGAAAUUGUCCCGGGACAACACGAACACGCCGCGGAAAAUGCAGCUGCUGAGGCAGCCGGCGUGAAGCCGGGGCUAUUAUCCUCUAUUUGGGGUAACUUCAUGUCUAGACUUUGGAACAGAGAACCGAAUCCGUUCUAUUCUAAUAUAUCAUUCUCUCUCAAGUCUGACGACUCCCAAGGCACCAGGGCAAUGGCAAAGGAAGCCGUCUCGGCCUCAUCACAACGCAAGAAAGCACAACGAGAAUAUUUGGCCAAACACCCUUCUUACAAUAAUGCAUUGUUCAUAUUCAAGCCUAAUAAUCCCAUCAGGAGACUUUGUCAGAGAUGCGUCGGACCUGGACGGGGGAGUGAACGUUUUGAUGGCGUAGAGCCUAAUUUGUCAAUUUGGUAUGGCUUUUCGGCAUUCUUAUAUAUAUGCAUUGUCGCAAUGGUGUUGUUGGCAUGUAUAACAACACCUCUAUACCAAAGAGAAUACUUUAUAGCCAACCCAGGUAGGUCGACUGGGAAUAAUUGGUUUGUCUUUUGUGAUUUCAUCUUCGGUUUAAUUUUUACCGUCGAGGCUCUUAUAAAGGUCAUCGCAGAUGGAUUCUUUUGGACUCCGAAUGCAUACUAUAGAAGUACUUGGGGUUUCAUAGAUGGCCUAGUGCUUGUUACCUUAUGGAUCAACGUCAUUACCUCACUAAUGGAUGAUGGCGCGAUCGCACGAGCAGUUGGAGCGUUCAAAGCCUUGCGAGCUCUUCGAUUGCUUAACGUCAGCGACAGUGCUAGAAACACAUUUCAUUCUGUGAUUCUUGUCGGUGGUCUCAAAGUUCUUUCGGUAAAAAUUCUUUACAUGUUACUUUAAAUGUUUGCUAACAUGCUAUAGGCUGCCUUUGUUUCUAUGUCUCUCUUGAUCCCUUUUGCAAUCUACGGCGUGAACCUUUUUAACGGCCAGUUGGAGACGUGCAAUGACGGUGACAUCACUAAUCUGACUGAUUGCUCUGGCGAAUAUUACAGUCAACCAUUUAGUGGUGAUUGGAACGUCGUCUCGCCCAGGCAGGUAGGAAAUCCUUGGUACGAUUUUGAUAAUUUUGGAGCUUCCCUGUUUAUACUUUUCCAAAUCGUAUCCCAAGAAGGUUGGGUCGAUGUAAUGUUUGAGACAAUGUCCAUUACCGGUCGUGGGCUUAAUCCAGGUGAUCCGACCUCCACGGAGUUCAAUGCAGUUUUUUUCGUCAUUUUCAAUCUCCUUGCUACGGUUUUCAUCCUUACUUUGUUUAUCUCCGUUUUUAUGCGAAAUUACACAGAACAAACCGGGAUCGCAUUUUUGACAUCAGAUCAGAGAUCUUGGGUUGAGUUGCGGAAACUUCUAAGGCAGGUUUCUCCAUCUAAACGUCCUUUCUCCAAGGACCUACAUUGGUGGAGAGAUUGGUGUUACAAAAGAGCCACUCGAAAGCAUGGAAAGUGGCACUCGACUAUGACUUUAACUCUUGUCUUUCAUCUCAUUCUACUGGUAGUGGAGUUCUAUCCCGAGCCAAAGACCUGGGAUACAACCAGAGACUAUAUAUUCUUAGCUUGCACAGUAUUUUAUACUCUCAACGUUAUCGUCCGUAUCGUCGGUUUGACCUGGCCCCGAUUUAGACGAAGUUCUUGGGACAUGUUCUCAAUUUUCGCUGUCUUCGGAACCCUAGUUACCACAUUACUCCUUUUGACCAACUUCAACUCUCAGGUAUAUGUUCAGCUACAUAAGUUGUUCCUUGUCGCCAUCGUUCUACUUUUAAUUCCUCGAAACGAUGCAUUAGAUCAGCUAUUCAAAACAGCAGCUGCCAGUUUGACAGCCAUUGGAAACUUAUUGGCAACUUGGUUUGUCUUGUUUAUGGUGUUUGCUAUCGCUAUGACUCAAACCUUUGGACUCACUCGAUUUAGUACCCAAGGGACCGAUAAUCUCAACAUGCGAACUGUACCAAAGACACUCAUUAUGCUGUUUCGAAUGUCUUGUGGAGAGGGUUGGAAUCAAAUUAUGGAAGAUUAUGCGACUGUCACACCUCCAUUCUGCACACAAGGUGAUACUUUCUUUGACAGCGACUGCGGAAGUCCCACAUGGUCGCGAGUAUUGUUCAUUUCGUGGAACAUCGUGAGCAUGUACAUUUUCACCAGUUUGUUUGUGUCACUUAUCUAUGAGAGCUUCAGUUAUGUCUUUCAAAGAUCAAAUGGCUUAUCUAAAGUCAGUCGUGAUGAAAUUAGGCGCUACAAGGAGGCUUGGGCUACUUUAGAUCCGGACGGUACAGGAUUCAUUGAAAAAGAACACUUUCCAAGGUUGUUGGGUGAACUCUCUGGUGUUUUUGAAAUGCGUGUAUAUUCACAAGAAGAUUCGGUUCGCAGAAUUCUUGAAGAUAUACAAGCAGAACCGACCAAUGGAAGGUUGAAUUCUAUUUCGAGCCCAAGCGCAUCUAGUGGUAUUGAUUUAAAGAAAUUGAAUGAAAGGAUUUCUCAAAUCGAUGUUGGACGAGUACGACGAGAUAGAGCUCGAUUUAAUCUUUUCUAUGAAGAGGUUUUGGUAUCUGCGGACCCUGAUCGUGGUAUUUCUUUUACGACUGUAUUGAUGGUUUUGGCUCAUUACAAUGUCAUUAGUGAUAACAAGAGCUUAAAGUAAGUCGUUUGAAUGAUGUAUUGUAUGAUUUAACUAAUAUUGGAAUAGGCUUGAGGAAUUCCUACGUCGUCGUGCACGUCUACAAAGAGUCGAAGAAGAAGUUCGAAGGCGGGUUGUGGUUGGAUUUUUCGAUACUAUGUAAAUUUUCUAGGUUCUUCUUGAGGUAAAUUGCUAACAUAAAUAUAGGUACUGGUCAAGAAGAUUCAGGAAACACAUGGAAAGGAAGAGAUCUGGCCGCAUGACAGAUAUCCCACAAUUAGGACCAGAAGUUUACGUCGACGAGGUAGAACCAUCUACCAAAAAGCACAAAGCAUCCACAUCAAUCAGCGGAUCCCUACUAUCCCCAACAGAUAUCACGGAUUCUCGAAACUCCUUCAUAACACAUGGACUCGAUGGUUCACCUUUAAGACAACGUCGCGGUACAGAUGCAUCAAUUAAUACAGCCUUCCCAUCAAUGUCCUCGGCUGUAAGUCCAACCCUUAGUCCACUUCAAGCACAUAGUGCAGGAUCGGCAUUUUCGUUCGAAGGUGUGAGUAUGGGUGAUGGAGCAGCUGCGGCGGGUAUUAGUAGUGUGGCGAGUAGUAGGAGGGGUAGUGCGGUUAGUGCGGUUAGUGCGGAAAAUGUUUUGGAGGUUUUGGAUAAUUCGGUUUGGGGUGAGAGUAUUAGGAGGAGUUUUACGAUGAGGAGACCGGGUAAGAGGAAUAGUGAGUGAGAGGAUGGUGGGGGUGGAGGUGGAUUAUUUUGAUAAUGGGGUUUAUGUUUAAUAUUUGAGAAUGAGAAUGAGGGAAUAAUUCUAAGGUUCAUGUGUUCACUGGUUGAAACUUGAAACUUGAAGCUGGGGAAUAGAGAAGAAGAUAGAAAGAGAGAAAGAAAGAAAGAAAGAAAGUCAAUCAAUCACGACAGGACUCGGAUUUGAAAAUAGCUGGCUGGUAAGGGGUGGGUGGCAUCAGAGGAACCUAACCUGGUCUGGUCUGAUCUGAUCUGGUCUGUUGGCUAGGCUGAGGAAUCAGUGGCGCAUGUGAGGAGUUUAUAAAGAGGGAGUAUUUUAAAACAGUGUUUUUGAAAGAAAGUUUUUUGAACUUUUUUAAACGUUUUUGUUUGUUUGGAUAAAUAUUUAUUUAG
Messenger RNA from Sclerotinia trifoliorum, 7426 nucleotides. NCBI's taxonomy places the organism in Eukaryota, Fungi, Ascomycota, Leotiomycetes, Helotiales, Sclerotiniaceae. The record is from the annotation of a GenBank genome assembly.